AUGGUCGAAGAUGAUUACAAAGGUGAAAGUUUAGGAGAAAUAGACGAGUUUUACUCCAGGAUACGUUGGAAUAAUCAAUUUUCUUAUAUGGCUACUUUACCAUCCCAUUUACAAAGAGAAAUAGAAGACAGGAAAUCUCUAUUAGCACGAUAUGAUACAUAUACGAGUAAAUUGACUGCUUCUGGUAGUGGAAGCGAGAAAGUUCCUUCGCAGGAUGGACUUAAAAGUUUACCAAAAACAUCUCAAGAAUUAAUCACUAAGAAGGACCAAAAUGCGCAGGCAUCAACUUUUGUGGAUGAAAUUUUCCAACCAAAAGUUUCUGAAGAAUUCAUAGUUAAAAGAUAUGAAAAGCUAUUAUCACAAAAGCCCGAAUGGCACGCACCAUGGAAACUUUCACGCGUUAUCAAUGGUCAUCUUGGAUGGGUGCGAUGUGCCGCAAUCGAUCCCGUUAACAACGAGUGGUUUAUCACCGGGAGUAAUGAUACAACAAUGAAAGUGUGGGAUCUUGCAACAGGCAAAUUGAGAACCACUUUAGCAGGGCAUGUAAUGACAGUAAGAGAUAUUGCUAUCUCAGAUCGACACCCAUAUUUGUUUUCUGUCAGUGAAGACAAGACAGUCAAAUGCUGGGACCUAGAAAAAAACCAGAUUAUUAGAGACUACUAUGGACACUUAUCCGGGGUUCGUACCGUGAGUAUACAUCCAACGUUGGACCUCAUAGCUACUGCAGGCCGAGAUAGUGUUAUUAAACUCUGGGACAUAAGAACCAGGGUACCUGUCAUUACACUAGUUGGUCAUAAAGGUCCAAUCAAUCAAGUACAAUGUACUCCAGUGGACCCUCAAAUAGUGAGUUCAUCGACUGAUGCCACAGUAAGGCUGUGGGACGUAGUUGCCGGGAAAGCGAUGAAAGUUUUAACACAUCAUAAGAGGUCUGUGAGAGCUACUGCGUUACAUCCGAAGGAGUUCUCGGUGGCAUCUGCAUGUACUGAUGAUAUUAGAUCAUGGGGACUAGUAGAAGGGUCUUUGCUAACCAAUUUUGAGUCUGAAAAGACUGGAAUAAUCAAUACUUUAAGCAUUAAUCAAGAUGAUGUAUUAUUUGCUGGCGGCGAUAAUGGGAUACUUUCCUUUUAUGACUAUAAAUCCGGGCAUAAAUAUCAAUCAUUGGCCACGAAAGAAAUGGUAGGCUCUCUAGAAGGUGAACGCAGUGUUCUGUGUAGCACUUUCGACAAAACAGGCCUAAGAUUGAUCACCGGAGAAGCAGACAAGAGCAUAAAAAUUUGGAAACAAGAUGAGACGGCAACGAAAAUGUCAGAACCUGGGCUAGAAUGGAAUCCCAAUCUAAGCACCAAACGAUUUUAG
Molecule: messenger RNA, 1356 nt
Organism: Saccharomyces mikatae IFO 1815
Lineage: Eukaryota; Fungi; Ascomycota; Saccharomycetes; Saccharomycetales; Saccharomycetaceae
Gene: PRP46
Product: mRNA splicing protein PRP46
Exons: 1
Coding region: 1-1356 (451 amino acids)
Biological process (GO): mRNA splicing, via spliceosome
Cellular component (GO): catalytic step 2 spliceosome; precatalytic spliceosome; Prp19 complex
Molecular function (GO): protein binding
Source: RefSeq, a predicted model, not a curated record